GUAGGAAGCAACCGGGGCAGUGUUGAUGGCACGCUCACCAAGACCAAACGCCGCUCACUUUACUCUCCCUAAACACUCCGACGCACGCAGGCUCUCCCCGUCCCUUCCUCGGCCUGGUUAGCUGGAGACGGUGCUCGAACAGGCGGUCACAGCUAAGGACAAGUGCUGGGCCAGAGGACACGUGUGUUUUGAGUAGUGGUGGUCGUGGUGGUGGUGGAGGUGGUGGUGGUGCCUGUCCUAGUGCGAUAUACGGCUCGAUGUAGCGUAGCGAGUGAGCCGAAUACACCCCAGGCACUCUUCUUUUCUCCCUGCUGCUGCGAGGACGUGUGCCAGUUAACGGAGACUAAACUUGGCUGCUGAGAUCACACGAAGAAGGUGGCUGUUAUCUUCCGUCUGAUAAAGGAGCGGCAGAACGACACACACCCGCCACUGUCCGCUGCUGGUCGAAUACUGCCCCAUCUGGCGGCCGCCCACCCAACCUCCGCAGCCUCCAUAAAGGUUCCGCAGCCCGACACAACCCCAGUGCGAUCUUUCAACCUAAAUACACGCCGCUACCACGCAUCCUCCUGAGGCUCCCGUGCAUCUACACCGCCUCCUGCUGCUGUGGAUAAAUUAGCGAGGAGUUUUCAAGAAGCAGCGCUCGUCGGGCAUCAAGAUAGUGCAUCGGAAGGCAUGCAGUGGAGGGCGGGGGUGUGAAGACGGGCGGGAUUCCAUCGGAGCCAAUCAGCACUCGGCCAUAGGAAUAAUGUCUUCAGUGGUCCCGGAGUUGUUUUUGUGGGAGCAGUCAGUGAAUAGCUCGUGUGGAGGAAGGAUGGAGUGUGACUCUCUGUACGAGCUGGGACCUCCGCCCGACAUGAUUCUCAAGAUCCCCCCGCCGCCCAUCCCGCCCUUCAUGGAGAACUUUGUGGCUAGACUGGCGGCUGAAGGGGUGGAUGUGCGCCCCGACCAAGGCUCAGGCCUGGCCGAGGACCAAAAAUCGUGCAGCCUUUGCCAAUGGGCUGAUGGAAACGGCGUAGGAUAUGUCGAACUGGCGCAGAAAGGUCCCUUGAUUGACGACACCUGGUUCCUCGUCAUCAUCUCAUCCUGUGUUGCUGCUACGCUUCUCGGCAUCAUCCUGGCCAUUGCCUUCCUCAAAUACAGAGAGGGGAAGCUGAAGCCGCUGAGUGACGUGGCGCUGGCCAAGAAGGAGAAGGCUCUUGGCCUGGAGCGUUGUGAGGCGGUGCUCUAUCCUGCGCCCGCCAUCACGCCCCUGCCCGUGCCCCAGAUGGACGGGCGAGGCUCCAGAGCGUUGUGGGCGGGUAUCAAGCCGCUGGAAGGCAACCACUACACCGUGGACCACUGCCAGCCCGUGGAGCAGAAGCCCGUGCGUCUUGAUCUGCUGCCGCCCCACGACACCACCUACGACUACGCCGACUACAGCAGCGUCAACUACGCCAGCCCAGGCUACGCCACCCUCACCCCACGCCUUGACCACAGCCCGCGCCCUGCCCCUGCUGCCAGCUUCGAGAACGUGGGCUACGUGGGCGGAGAUGAGGCAGGUGAGGGAGGGAGCGUGGGCCCCGACGGGUGCGUGGUGACUGCCCCGCGUGCCGCCCGCCUCCUGGGCUCCCCCCGCCUGGUGUCUGGUGACCCCGACCAGCACCACUACGAGAUGGUGACGCCCUCGCCCCGCCGCCACAAGUCCCUGGAGAGGGGCGGCGGCCGCCACCCGCCAGUCAUCAGUGGCCCCACCAGUCUGGGCGCCGCCCGCCUGCCUCCCCUCAAUGGCCGCCCGUCUCCGCGCUAUAACCUCACCGCCCUCGCCACUGGCGCCCACACCCUCACGCCCAAGGUAGAAAACUGUUCGCGGGCGGAACGGCGCCAUGCCCAUGUCUCGCUGGAUCGUGCAGGCAGCACAAGCACCUCCCUCGCCCCGGCUUCGCCCACCGACCACAUCUACGCCUCGCCCAUCACCUCCCCCGUAAUCUAAGACGGCGAGGAUUCCCUCGAAACAGCUAGUCCAGCGGGGUGCGCCGGUCCCGGCGGUGGGCGUCGCCCUCCGACCUGCGGGAGGCACUGCCUCACAACACACUGAGUCCAUAAUACCAAAGCCUAGCUUUAAGGACACUAUAUUCUUGAGUCUUAAUAUUAGAUAGCGGCAGAAUGGCGAUGUGGCGAGGCCGCCCUCCUCAGCCCGCCCCGGCGGAGGCCACAGAGUUUAUUAGUGAUCUCAUUAGUCGCCAGCGUCCAGCCCUGCGUGGCUGGCGGCGAGUCUGUAGUGAUUAAGUACAUGGGACCUUCAGAGGUCAUUGUUGUUGUCAUCUUCACCUCUGUCCUCAUUUUCUGCUUCAUCAAGAUCAGGAGACUGGUCUGUUGCUCCAUGAAACUUCACCAUUUCUGCAGUGCCAUAACAGCUUCACACACACACACACACACACACACACACACACACACACACGAGGGACACAGGCAGCGCCACGGGACGCCUGUCUUAUCCCUCCCGGUCCAAGUUCUCACAGCAUCAUUCCAUGUAUAACAAUAUUUAUUGCCACGUGUAUAUGUAACAGAGCUUUACGUGUGUGUAUAUAAGAUGUAUGUGUGUAUUCAUCUUUCUUUACAAAUAUUUGUGCAAUUCUAUCUUCAAUUAGAUGUCUUAAAAUCA
Molecule: messenger RNA, 2641 nt
Organism: Portunus trituberculatus (swimming crab)
Lineage: Eukaryota; Metazoa; Arthropoda; Malacostraca; Decapoda; Portunidae
Exons: 6
Coding region: 746-1969 (407 amino acids)
Source: RefSeq, a predicted model, not a curated record